This is a messenger RNA of Phycodurus eques (leafy seadragon), 1768 nucleotides long. It is a transcript of the gene casp3b, whose product is annotated as caspase 3, apoptosis-related cysteine peptidase b. Gene Ontology annotation, biological process: neuron differentiation; erythrocyte differentiation; apoptotic process. The transcript has 7 exons. The coding region runs from base 361 to 1251 and encodes 296 amino acids. The record is from RefSeq and is a predicted model, not a curated record. Gene Ontology annotation, cellular component: cytoplasm. Lineage: Eukaryota; Metazoa; Chordata; Actinopteri; Syngnathiformes; Syngnathidae.
AUAUAUAUAUAUAUAUAUAUAUAUAUAUGUGUGUGUGUGUAUGUGUGUUCGGUUAGAAUGUGGUGUUUUUUUUUUAAUUUUUUUUAUUGCAUUUGAAUAUUUCCUCGCUUUUCCAGAAAUGAAAGUAACUUUUGUGAACUGAAGAAUGUUUAAAAAAAAAAAAAAAAAAAAACCACCGCAUUCUAACCCAACACACACACACACACAAAGGGUUGAUGUUUAAUAUAAAAUUGUUCUGACAUGUCCCACGAAUUCAACCAAGCAGGAGUUUGCACAUACUCCCAUCCCCUCUUUCACAGCAGCAAGGCGCUUUUACUGAAAUGUGCAAGUGAUUGACUUCGACUCAAGUCUGAAGAAAACAUGGCUGAAACAGGAGAUGCUCAUUGUGUGGCAGUGGCUGAGGACACUUUGGAUGCCUUCAACCUGUUUUCAAAGAGGAAGAAUCCAUCAAAUGCAGAGAGUAAGCGAGCUGAGGAAACCGACUCGCUACCCUUCAGCAAGGCGUCAGCCUGCAACCCGUAUCACUACAAGAUGGACUACCCGCACAUGGGACUCUGCCUGAUUAUCAACAAUAAGAACUUCGACAGCAGCACAAGGAUGAGCACUCGUAACGGGACGGACGUCGACGCUGCUUUUGCCAUGAAGACUUUUUCUGGGCUUGGUUACACUCUGAAAAUGGCCACUGAUCAGACUGUAAAGCAGAUGAAGAGUCUCAUGCUAAGUGUAUCCCAAGAGGACCACAGCAAGAGUGCAUCGUUUGUGUGCGUGUUGCUGAGUCACGGCGAAGAGGGUGUGAUUUAUGGGACCGAUGGAUUUGAAAUGCUUGAAAACCUGACAAAACCUUUUAAAGGGCAUCGCUGCAGGUCUCUGGUGGGAAAGCCAAAGCUGUUCUUUAUACAGGCAUGCCGUGGCUCAGAACUGGAUGAGGGGACCAGCAUCCAAACCGACAGCGUGGUGGAGCAAACGUCAGAGAGAAUUCCUGUGGAGGCCGACUUCUUGUAUGCCUAUUCCACAGCUCCAGGCUAUUACUCAUGGAGGAACACCCAAAAUGGUUCUUGGUUCAUGCAGGCACUGUGUGAGCUGUUGCAUCGUUUCAAAGGAGAAUUGGAACUGAUGCAGAUCAUGACUCGGGUCAACCACAAGGUGGCGAUGCACUUCGAAUCCAGCUCCAACCUUCCCGGUUUCACCGGCAAGAAGCAGAUUCCCUGCAUUGUCUCGAUGUUAACCAAAGACCUUUACUUCCCUAAAUGAACUGAUACUGAUAUAGUGUGAACAUUACAGAGCAGUGGCAAAAAAAAUAAAAAAUUAGGCCAUGAACUCGAGCACUAUCAAAAUGCUUCUGCAUUUUCAUUUUAACCUAGUUUGUCUUUUUACAACAAUUUGUGCUUUCAAGGAAAAUUAGUGGUGUAUUCUGUUCCCCCCCCCCCGUCACUGUCCAGUUUGAACAUUUCACAACACAAUUUAAAGAACUUGCAUUAGGAUCCCAAUAGAGUGAGUCAAGGGUUUUUAUUUUAAGUGUGGGGGGGGGGCACAAGUGGUGGUGGAUAUAAGGUCUUUAAAACAAAUCUUGUGCAAUUCCUUUAUGUAGCUAUGACGACGACAUGCCGUUUUCACACACAAAAGUGUCUGGCAACACAUUCUCUCAGUUUCCAAACCUGUGCUGUCCAAUAAAAUGUUUGAAAUGUAUUUUCUGUGCUCCAGACAAAUCGUGCAUUAAUAACUGAAAAAAACAAAAAUAAAGACGUGCGAAAGACGACUUGAUUACUUU